CACAGUGGAACGAUGGGCUGGGACAGAGGAUUCUCCCGCCGUUUUCGGAUCUUCAUUCCCAAGAAGCAUCGUCAACGCUUUGAUGAGGUGGUCUCCCAAGGCCUUAUCCAACGCAUCUGCCGCGGCCGCAGCCUACUUGGGCCAAGCCAGAACCGGUUGCGCCGGAGCCGCAGCGAAGACCACCCAGAGCGGUUGCUGGUGUCCACACGGGCCAGCUCUGUACCCCGCUCAGCUGGGGAGGAAGGCCCACCACCGCCCCGGGGCCUGAAGAAGACCACUUCCCUGCUUGUGGGACACUCUACUCCUUCACUUGGCCACAGAACUGUACGCAUCUACAAAGGGAACAACAGCUUUGGCUUUACAUUACGGGGACAUGCGCCAGUUUGGAUUGACUCCAUUAUUCCAGGGAGUGCAGCAGAGAAGUCGGGACUCAAACCCGGAGACCGCAUCCUGUUCCUCAAUGGACUAGACAUGAGGAACUGCUCACAUGAGAAGGUUGUCUCCAUGCUGCAAGGGAGCGGUGCCAUGCCCACUCUAGUGGUGGAAGAUGGGCCAGUCGCUGAAGCCAUGGUGCCCUCCGAGGAGGAGCAUGGUGGCGGCUCGCCGCGCUCACAUUCCCCGCUGCUCAGCUCAUUGCAGUGGGUGGCUGACAUUCUUCCCCCCACAGUUCGGGUGCACGGUCGCACCUUUGCCCAGCAACUGGAGCACCUGCUCACACCACAGGAGCGCUACAGCAUGUGCAAGGCCCUGGAGACGUUCUUCCAACACAGGAAUGUAGACACACUGAUCGUGGACAUCUUCCCGCUGCUGGAUACCCCGGCCAAGCAGGUGCUGUGGCAGUUCAUCUACCAGCUCCUGACAUAUGAGGAACAGGAACACUGCCAGCAUAAGAUCUCUCGGUUCCUGGGAGUGAGGGCUCCAGCCCCUCCUGCAGAACCCGAACCUGCUCCGGAGACCCACCGCCGUAGCAGCUCCAUGCGUGUCACUGGCACAUCUUACAAGAACAUUAUGCGGGAGAGGAGCUUAGAUGACUGCAUCAUUGGCACUCACCUCGGCAUGGGUUUCCACAUGGAGCCCCCAGAGGUGGGCAUGCGGCUAGCCCCUGGUGAGAGGCAGUCCGGAGACGGGACGUCUCUCCCAGAGACGCCCAACCUCACCAAUCUUUCGGCUGUGUACGCUGAGCUAGAGAAUGCACAUGUGGGGGGCAAGAGUAAAUCCCUGAAGAGUCACUCAUCACCCCUCGCAGACACCCCCACUGAUCCGGAGCCUGCAGCCCUCACCCGUUCUGCCUCUGUGCGAACUGCCGGAGGACGCCGCCAGUCGGGCCCCUCCCUGUCAUGGCAGGAACCCUUGCCCAGCCCCCCAUGCCGGUGCUAUCCACCAGGGGUCCCCUCACAGGGUAGCGCAGAGUCCAACCCAUACGUCAGCCUGGAUAGCCCCAUGCCCUCGCCAGACCCCGAAGACUACCCCCCGAGCCCGCAGACCCGGCGUAAGCUGUUUACCUUCUCACGGCCCCCCCGCAGUGGGGACACAGACAGGUUCUUGGAUGCUCUAAGCGAGCAGUUGGGUCAACGCGUCACCAUUGUGGAUGACUUCUUGUCACCGGAGAACGACUAUGAAGAGGCGUCUGUCCAGAUGAGCUUCCAGGACGAGGACGAGCCUGCUUUCCUGCCCCAAGAGAUGAGCAGCCACAGCGAGUAUCAGAGCAGCAAUGAGGAUGCCAGCUCACUCACCUACUCCUCCAGCUCUGAGCACAUCAUUCCCCCGCCCCCACAAAGCCCUCCUCCGCCGCCUCCUGUGCAGUUCAAUGACCCACCCAUAGCCAUUGGCUUGUCCCCAGAGCGGGUUCUGUCGGCUCCCUUGUCUUUCCGACGGCACAUGGUGGCCCCGCCUCCACCUCCGCCACCACCCCGUGCCAUCCUGCCCCACAGACAGUCCCUGCACAAGGUGCUGCCCACUAGGGAGGAGCUCCAGGCACGCCACGCCCACCAAACCCACCAGACACACCAAUCCCUCCCAUCUGUCCUGUCACCACAGAUCUCCCACAUGCUGCACCAACAGUCCCGCCCACAGCCCCAGUCUCUGCCCCACCUCUCACCACAGCAUCUUCAUCGAACUCACCAUCUCCACCCCCCUCAGCCUAUCUACCAAUCACAACAGCAUGCUGCUUUUCAGGCCCAGCCCCUUCAGCACACCUACCAAUCACAACAGCACCCCGGUUUCCAAGUUCCGCCCCCUUCGUCUGUUUACCAAUCACAGCAGCAUCCCGCUCUCCAUGCCGAGCCACCUCAGUCUGCCUACCAAUCACAGCAACAUCCAACUCUCCAGGCCCAGCUUCCCUACCAAUCACAGCAGCAUCACAUUCAUGAGACUGAAGAUGAUCAGCCCAACUACCAAUCACAAAUGCCACCACCACCUCCACCCCUGCCCCCUCCCUGUGAACCGCCUCCAUUGCCACAGCCGGCAACCAAGCAUGCCGACUCCAACCACAUGAGUGUGAAACGUCUGCGCUGGGAGCAGGUGGAGAAUUCAGAAGGCACCAUUUGGGGACAGCUUGGGAAGAACUCUGAUUAUGACAAGCUUAGUGACAUGGUGAAAUACCUUGAUCUGGAGCUGCACUUUGGAACGUCAAAGAACAGCAUGUCUCUUCCAGAACCCACCCUACAGGGUGAGAAUUUCAAGAAGAAAGAUGUUAUCGAGAUCCUGUCACACAAAAAGGCCUACAACGCCUCCAUCCUGAUUGCUCACCUGAAGCUGUCCCCCUCUGAGCUGCACCAUGUGCUGAUGACCAUGAGCACAGACCGGCUUGAACCAUCACACAUCAAGCAGCUGCUUCUCUAUGCCCCUGAUGAGGAUGAGGAGCUACAGUACCAGCAGUUCAGUGGAGAUCCGUCGAAGCUUAGCGAGCCCGACCAGUUCAUGUUUCAGAUGCUGUCAGUGCCUGACUACAAGAUACGACUCAUGAGUCUCCACUUUAAGAGCACUCUGCAGGAGAAGAUGGAGGAGAUGAAGGGGGCCUACGAGUGUGUCUACAAGGCCUCCCAGGAGUUGAAGAGUAGCAAGAAGCUGGCCAAGAUCCUGGAGUUCGUGCUUGCCAUGGGGAAUUACCUAAACAACGGGCAGCCCAAGUCUAGCAAAACCACAGGGUUCAAGAUCAACUUCCUCACGGAGCUCAGUACUACAAAGACAGUUGACGGCAAGUCCACGUUCUUGCAUAUCUUGGCCAAAUCACUGAAUCUGCACUUCCCUGACCUUCUGGGCUUUGCCAAGGAGCUUCCAACAGUGCCACUCGCUGCCAAAGUUAAUCAAAGAACAAUGACAGCAGACCUAAAUGACCUUCACACCACUAUCCAGGACAUCAGAUCUGCCUGCCAGAGAAUGCCUCCCACGGUAGAUGACCGCUUUGCGGUGGUAAUGAGUGGCUUCCUUGAGAACACGCACCCUGUGGUACAGUCACUCGAGUCCCUGCAGCAGAGAGCCAUGGAGGAGUUUAACAAGGUGGCAUCCUUCUUUGGGGAGGACAGCAAGGCUACCACCACGGAGGCCUUCUUUGGGAUCUUUGCUGAAUUCAUCACCAAGUUUGAGAGAGCACUCAAUGAGAAUCAGGCUUUGGAAAAUCCCAGAAGCCCCCGCAUGGCCUCCCCCCUGGCUUGGUGAGAGUGGACCCCUCCAGACAGUGCCCAGAAGCCACCCUCACACCACUCUGGAAGCUAUGAGUCCUUACCGUGGCACGUCACGAGAACAACAGCAAAACAGAUUUGGAUCAAAGGACCUUCCUGCAUUUUGAAAACACUGACUGGUACCAUAAACAAUGUGAAACAUUUUAUAUUUGGUUAAAUAUAAAGUG
Molecule: messenger RNA, 3847 nt
Organism: Scleropages formosus (Asian bonytongue)
Lineage: Eukaryota; Metazoa; Chordata; Actinopteri; Osteoglossiformes; Osteoglossidae
Gene: grid2ipa
Product: glutamate receptor, ionotropic, delta 2 (Grid2) interacting protein, a
Exons: 20
Coding region: 13-3657 (1214 amino acids)
Molecular function (GO): protein binding
Source: RefSeq, a predicted model, not a curated record